Molecule: messenger RNA, 552 nt
Organism: Gigantopelta aegis
Lineage: Eukaryota; Metazoa; Mollusca; Gastropoda; Neomphalida; Peltospiridae
Product: probable cytochrome P450 CYP44
Exons: 2
Coding region: 118-552 (144 amino acids)
Molecular function (GO): iron ion binding; oxidoreductase activity, acting on paired donors, with incorporation or reduction of molecular oxygen; monooxygenase activity
Source: RefSeq, a predicted model, not a curated record
CACAAGUAUUUAUCUUUCUGUAUAAUCCCUUACAAAAAAAAGGAAGAGUUUUAGAGGGGAAGAAAAAAAAAGUAAGCGUGUGUUUUGGUUUUUUCUUAAAGACAAAAAGUACCAGUCAUGACAGGAAAGAAGAUAUUUUCAUCGAAGUAUGUGAACGUACUGAAGGCCAGUGCCCGGUGGAACGCGGGUGGUAUCGAUGGUAAACAACCAGAGCUGUCGACUGUCAUGAAGCAAGUCAACCCUGACGUCAAACCAUUCUCAGAAAUUCCGGGUCCUCGUGGUUUGCCGUUUGUCGGAUCAUUGUUAUAUUACAAAACAGGUCGCCAUUCCGUGGAGAGGUUCCCAGACGCCUUGAUGGAGCGAUUCCAAACGUACGGAAACAUUUCCAAGGAAAGGUUUGGCACGGAGACCGUGGUGCGACUGUUUGAUCCACGAUACAUCCAGGAUAUGUACAAACAGGAAGGAAAGUACCCCGCCAUCCCGCCACUCAUAGAAGCCUCGAAGAAUUACCGAGAGUUCAAAGGAAUGUCACCUGGCCUAGGCAAUGUGUAA